Messenger RNA from Eleginops maclovinus (Patagonian blennie), 1959 nucleotides. Its product is annotated as transmembrane protein 151B-like. Lineage: Eukaryota; Metazoa; Chordata; Actinopteri; Perciformes; Eleginopidae. The coding region runs from base 284 to 1768 and encodes 494 amino acids. The record is from RefSeq and is a predicted model, not a curated record. The transcript has 2 exons.
CUUCUACGGUCAUGUAAAUGCGCUAUUGACAGCUAAACAGAAGAAGGGGAGGAUGCGGGCUUUCCUAUAGACACCUCCUCCGUGUUUUGCUUGUAGUUUCUCAGCCACCGGAGAGAUCCGUUUUUUCCCCCCGUUCAUGCCUCCGUCGACCAAAUUCAGGUGGAGUGUCAAUAAAUGAUAACAAAUGCCAUGCUUAUCUUGGUUAGGCGUCUCUGCAGAGCCACGUAGUAAAAUCUCUUCCUACUCCACGCCCUAUCAUUAUUAUCAGUAGAAUCCCAGCACAAUGUCCCCCCCAGCAUCGGCUGCGACAGCGAGUGAAAGCAGCACCACCGUUUUGGAGGAGGACACCAGAGAGGAGCAAAGACCCCUGAAGCAGUCUCUGAGCAAGUCACUAUGCCGGGAGAGUUUUUGGAAAUGCUUGCUCCUGUCCAUACUCAUGUAUGGCUGCAUGGGGGCCAUGGUUUGGUGUCAUGUCACCAAGGUGACCCGCCUCACCUUUGACAGUGCCUUCAAAGGGAAAUCCAUGAUGUACCAUGACAGUCCCUGCUCUGAUGGCUACAUCUACAUCCCCGUGGCCCUACUGGGAAUGCUAUACUUGGUCUAUCUUGUGGAGUGCUGGCACUGUCAUGUCAAGAACGAGCUGCAGCACAAAGUGGAUGUGGAGGGAAUCUAUGAGCGCAUCCAAAGGAUGCAGGAAGCCAAGCCCUGCAUCUGGUGGAAGGCCAUCAGCUAUCACUAUGUUCGCAGAACGCGGCAAGUCACGCGCUAUCGCAAUGGGGACGCCUACACUAGUACCCAGGUUUACCACGAACGUGUCAACACACAUGUGGCAGAAGCUGAAUUUGACUACAGUCACUGUAAUGUCAAAGAUGUUUCCAAACAGCUGCUGGGCUUGGAGAAGUCUGCUCUCACUAAGAUGCGCUUCACCAAGUGCUUCAGUUUCGCCAACGUAGAGUCCGAGAAUUCCUACCUUACGCAGCGAGCCAGGUUUUUCACCGACAAUGAGGGCCUUGAUGACUAUAUGGAAGCCAGGGAGGGCAUGCACCUGAAGAAUAUUGACCUGAAGGAGUAUGUCAUGGUUCUGUCCGACCCAGACCACCACCCCUGGUAUCUGUCCCACUACGUCUUCUGGUUCGCCUCAUUCCUCACUUUCUCUUGGCCUCUCAGGGUUUUCACAGAGUAUCACACUGCAUAUGUUCACUAUCGCGUUGAGAAGCUCUUUGGGCAUGAUUACAUCCCUGUGACACCAUGUGAUGAUAGGCCAUAUUGGCGGCGUAUCCCUCGUGUUAAUACCAUUGACAGUACUGAACUUGAAUGGCACAUUAGGUCCAAUCAGCAACUGGUGCCCAGUUACUCUGAGGCUGGCCUGAUGGACCUUGCUCAAUGCCCUUCCAGCUUCAGCGGGCUCCGUCAGAAUUGUGAGCGCUGCCACCGAGCCAUCAGCUGCUCCUCAGUGUUCUCCAGGAGCGCCCUCAGCAUUUGUACCGGUGCCAGCUCCCGCAUCCCCUUCAGUGGCAGCCGCUUCUCAUUAGCGCGGCGCUAUGGGUCCCAGCGCAGCUGCUUCUGGAGGAGCGGGAGUUUGGACGACCAGGAGAGCCCCAGCGAAAACACCCGCUGUCUGUCAGAGCGCCUUGCCACAGAUGAAGAGGAACCCCCAGUAUACGAGGACGCACUUUGCUACCCAGUGCUCAUUGUCCACUGUAGCGAGAAUUGCCACAACCACAGGUCCCUGCACAGGAAUGGUUCCUGUGUGGAGACUUCCUUAUGACUACUGACAAAACAGUAGCAUUUCUGUAGCAGACAAACACUUUGGACAUCAGAAACAGAGUAUGGGAACACCUCUUACUGUGAGAUAUACUGAUUCAAGCUGUAUCAUCACACUACCUGAAACAAAUUCCUGAAGCCUGAUUGUGAGAAUCACCAAAGCAAUCACAAUGAUAUGUGAAGGGGAACAAUGCG